AUGCAGCGCCCGGUGGGACCACAACAUCAGGCCUGGAGGUGGGACUCGUGGCUAGCGGAGUUGGGGGAUGGGGCGUGGCUAUGUUACGGCCCCUUUAAUCACGCCGUGGGUACCAACAGCCAGGGCGGAAGGUUGGGGUCUCUGGCAUUGGUACUGCCCGUUAAGUCAGCGGCGUGGGACUCAACCCCGUCGUACUUCAGGCUGAGUUUUGGACUCGGGGCUAUGGAUAUCGUGCCCUUUAAACGCGUGGGACCAACAUCCAGGCUGAGUUUGGACUCGUGCUAUGUAUCGUGGCCCGAGUAUGUCAGCGCCGAUGGAACCAAACAUCAGCGUGAGUUUGGAUUGCGUCGUGGCUAUAGGGUCAGCGCCGUGGGACCUUACAGCAGGCGGAAGUGUUGGAUCUCGUGGCUUUGGUACGUGCCCUUUAAGUUCAGUGCCGGUAGGACCAACAUCAGGCUGAGUUUGGCGUCGGUGGCUAUGUCAGUCGCCAGUGGAUCCAACUUCAGCGGAGAGUUUGUGGACUACGUGGCUAGCGUACGGAGCCCUUUAAGUUCAGAGCGUGGGACCAACAUCAGGCAUGUGUUUGACCUGCGUGGCUAUGAGCGCGUGCGAACCAACAUCAGUCCUGCCCCUGCUGCUGCUGCUGCUGCUGCUGCCCCUGCUGCUGCCCCUGCUGCCGCCGCCGCCCCGGGGCAAACUGUCGGCCAGCGCAGGCGUCUGUACAGCGCCGUCCCGGGGCGGGUCUUUGUGGCCACACGCUCUCACUCGGCUCAGGGCGAGAGGGAGAUCGGCUUCAGCAAAGGAGACCGAGUCAAAGGUCAGUCUGUCACGGCCUGA
Messenger RNA from Knipowitschia caucasica, 837 nucleotides. Lineage: Eukaryota; Metazoa; Chordata; Actinopteri; Gobiiformes; Gobiidae. The record is from the annotation of a GenBank genome assembly.